AAACGGAGUGUGUGCCCGUCGCCCUGGCCAUUCUGCACCUUCUCGUCUCUGCAACAUUACAUGCGCUCCGUGUAUCCCGUGUGCGCGUGUGUGCGUGUCGCGUCUAUACACACAUAUAUAGUGCGGCCCUUGAACUGGUGAGUCUCCUGUUCGGGCUAAGUGCUCCUGUAGGAUACACUCGCUAGUCCUAAGGAAUCUCAAGAAGCCCCCCGGGAGCCUAUAACCCUCAAAAGCAAAUAAAGAAAGAAAAAGAGAGAGCGAAAGAAGGAUUUUUACGGCAGAGGUGAACAGAAACUCUUUUUGUUUAUUACGCUUUGAUCUACUUCGGUUGUGAACGCGCGACGGAACAGAAGAAACAAGAAAGAGAGAGAGAGAAAAAAAUAAAGGAAGAAGAAGAAGAAGAAGGAAAAGCAAAAGAGAUUAUACAUAUAUAUAUAAAAAAAGAGUAAGGAAUAUUUUCAUACGUCUCGAUAUCCUGUUAAAAACCGUGCUUGGAAAUUCAGUGUAGUGUUUUGAGACGAGCGCAGCAGUAUCGGCAGUGGACAAGCGUGGUUUCUUAAGCAGACUUCAUGCUUGAUCAGGAUUUCAGUCGCAGCCUUUCGCCAGUGUUCGUCAACGAGAGAAAUUGGUAUAGUUGGUUGUUUUCGAAGGAGAUCGCCAAUUAUAUUCACCCUUCACAUCUUAGAAAGGACGAUAUGAAACUAGUUGAGGGAGGCUACGGCGCCAUGGGGACGACCUCGCAGUACUGUCUGCGCUGGAACAACCACCGCAACAACCUGCUGGCGGCCUUCGACCAGCUCCUGCACGUCGAGGCCUUCACGGACGUGACUCUGGCGUGCGAGGACGGCGCCACGCUGCACGCCCACCGCCUCGUCCUCGCCGCGUGCUCCUCCUACUUCCAGGCGCUCUUCGUCAACGCCCACACGGCCAACCACCCCAUCGUGGUGCUGAAGGACGUGCGGGCGUGCGACAUGCGGGCGUUGCUGGAGUACAUGUACCGCGGGGAGGUCAACAUCGAGCACGACGCCCUCCAGGGCCUCCUGCGGGUGGCCGAGAGCCUCAAGGUGAAGGGGCUCGUCGAGGAGCUCGGCAAUGAGACCAACGCCGCCCUCCGCCCGCCCUCGCCGCCGCACGAGGCCUCGCACCCGCCCUCCACGCCCGUCGACGCCCGCGCCCUCCAGGACCUGCCGCCGCGCUCCAGGGUCGAGCCGCCCACCUCGGCGUCCGGCCCCGCCCCUCUGCCGGUGUCGAGCCACGAACAGGUGCGCGCCUCGUCGCCCACGCCCCCCUUGUACCCCUUGCCCCCGCCCGGCCACCCCCUGCACCGCCCCCAGCCCCGCCCCCCGCGCCCUGACCUCCGCGACGCCCGCCCCGACCCCAGGGACCACAGAGACGCCCGCGAGCUAGACCUGCGCGGCGACGCCCGCGACCUGAGGGACCACCUGAGAGAGCACCUGCGGGAGCCCCUCCGCGACGCCCACAGAGACUCGCUGAGGGACGCGCACCGGGACGCCCUGAGGGACCCGCGCGACGCCCACGAGCCGAGGGACGUGCACACCCCCGGCAGCAUGGACUCGGACCCUCCCCGGCCGCCCCUCUCGCUCAUCUCGCCCGUGCCGCACCUGGCGCCGCCCGGGCCCGACUCGCCGCCCCACAAGCGCAAGCGCCCGCAGAUGCUGCCCGAACCCAUGCUCUCGCCCACGCCCAUCCUCCGCACCGCCCUCGGACACACGCACGGCUUCCCGGGGCCCGACAUGAGCUCGCUCGUGUCCCUGGCCUCGUCCAUGAUGCCCCUCCCCGGCCUCCUCAGCUCGCACGUGCCCCACCUGCUGCCCCACGACCACCGCGACCACCUCGAGUCCCCGUACAGUUUGUCGCUGAAGAAGGAACAGCACGACGAGGAAUCCCGCUCGAUGUCCGAUAUCUCGCGCGAGGACGAACAGGAGAAAUCGAAGAUCGAAUCGCUGGCCAACGGACCCCUCCUGCCUGAGUUCAACCCGUACCACAUCGACCCCAACGGCCCCUCGCACUACAGCAACUUCGUCAGCUACGUGCCCACGCCCAAGCCGGAGUGGAAGCGAUACAAGCAGUACACGAAGACUGAUCUCAUGGAUGCCAUCGAAGCCGUCCGGAGCGGCAUGACGGCGCUGCAGGCCUCGCGGAAGUACAAGGUUCCUUCCCGAACGCUGUACGACAAGAUCAAGAAGAUGGGCAUCAGCACCGUGCCCCGCCGCAUGCCCAGCAAGAAGCCCUCCCCCUCGAGCACCGACCUGGAGACCAGCACCGCCGAGACGCACGCCCCGCCCGAGCCCCACGACCCGCCCCCCAGGGACACCAGGGACGCCAGGGACCCGUCCCUCCCGGAGCACGACAAGAGGCACCUCAAGAGCGCGACCAGCGACGAUGACGACCACUCGGCCUCGGGCGCCCCCGUAGUCAUCGACGACGAGGACGAGUCGUCCUCGCCGACGCCGGCCCUCGGGUCCUUCUCGCUCGUCGGACGCAAGAUGUACGAGAACGGCGCCGGGGAGUCCUCGGCCAAGCCCCUCGACCUCACCGACACGGAGUCGCUCCUGCCCAAGCGAGCCGAGAUCGAGGAGCGGGCCUAAGGCGGCGGCGGAGGCAGCGGAGUGACGCGCCCCUGUCCGCCGGCGUCGAGGCACGUAGUUCAAAUGGCCAGCGCGGGGCCGGGCCGCCCUUGGGCUCGCGCCUCCUAGCCAGCGCCAUCUUCAUUGCACUCAGGUUAUCUGGAGGUCGUCUCGAGGACCAGUCAGUCUCAGUAGUUCGUCUCCCGUCGAGGAACUGACCUCCAGCAAGGGUUGUGACCUCUCUUAGUCCUCAGGGGGUUGAAGGCGACGUCCGAAGUCUCGCAAGGAGUUCGAACCUGGCACUACCAUCGCCUGCAUUUCCCGGAUUGCCUUCAGCGUCUACUGGUGGGCUCACCUCAGGUUAUUUCCCGCCUUUCAACGGCUCACACAGUGUUAGAAAGGGCGCCUGCGAACACGUCUUGCUUGCAAGGGACAGAAAGUGAGCUGGCCAAGUGCUUGAAGGCAGUGAUUUCCCCCUUGGCACGCAGGAGGAGUGAAGUGAGAGAGGGUAGUCACAUAGGGCAUUACCGAGCUCCUCCGCAGGCAAGCGAGACGCAAGCCAGCCACAUCGCAAGCAAGACGGGUUGGAAGCCGCGGCCCUAGAGAGUUGUCCUUUCUUUGAGUCUGAGCGGGAGAAGUUGACUUAGUCUUUUGUCUGUGAGUGUCUCCCAGUGUUGGACGUUUCGGGAAGACCCAUAAGAGUGACGGAUACGUCGAGGCGGCACGCGGGGCAGGGCCACGGGGGGGCGGCGGGCAAAGCUCGUGGGGGCGACAAGAUAGGGGAGAAAAGCGGAGACAAAGAAAAGAAAAGAAAAGACGCUGGCGAGUGUUGCUACCCGAUCAAGACGGGUCUGCCUGCAGUCUGUCUGUCAGUCUCUCUCCCUCGCGAAGGAAAAGGCAGUUGCCCCCACUCCCCCUCUCCCCCCACCACCCUACCUUCUCCUGUGCCGUCUUGACCCAUCUGUGUUAUGCCGUGGUAAUCAAAAUGUACCCCAUGUGUUACUCACGAUUUUCAAGAUUUAGAGAAUGUAUCCAUAGUUGUAAGUAUGCAGUCUUUACUUGCUCUUGAUGUAUACUAAAUACCUCACCUAAACCAAGGACAUUGUAUACGAGGACCUCUCAAAAGAUAUGGGUGGACCUGUUACGGUAAAAAAUAGUAUACGAUCAGAAUUAUAAAUCUAUAUAUGUUCAGAUUUACUUUCUUUAUGAAUGCAUAGUUCUAGUAUGGACACUAAUGUGAGAAUGAUGUUUAUAAGUUGUUGUUGUGUUUUUUAUUAUGUUAUAUUUCAGCGUGUAUGAUAUUAUGGUAGAGAAUAGAACAUUCAUUUUUGAGUAUACGAGUGGUAUGGAAUAGGGCACGCAAGGCCAUUUUCCCCCCACGAAAACUGUAGUUAAGAUUGACUUUGUUCAGGAAAAAAGGAAAAUUACCAGUCCUCUCCCCCUUCUAACAAAAAAGAGGAAAUCCUGAAUGCGGUCUGGAGGAAAAAUGAGGAAAAAAGAAGGAAGGAAAGAUACUUAAAGAAAAGGAGAAAGAAAGUAAUAAUCGGUGAUGAUAAUGAAAAAAAUGAUAUUCAUAACUUCAUGUAUGAUUUAAGAGAACUUUUUUUUAGUUUUUUUUUAUAUUUUUUUGUCUUUCUUUCAAGACACCAUUUUGACUCGUUAGUGAAUGAGAGAUGAAUUUGCCCCAAAUUUUGAAGGUGGAUAAAUUUUAAAACAUAAAACACCAAUAUUGAAAAGAUCAGAUAAAGAAUCAUAACGCGAUUGAUAGAACGAAGCCCUGUGAGAUUUUUCUGUGAUGAUAAAAAAAAAA
Molecule: messenger RNA, 4398 nt
Organism: Penaeus monodon (black tiger shrimp)
Lineage: Eukaryota; Metazoa; Arthropoda; Malacostraca; Decapoda; Penaeidae
Product: pollen-specific leucine-rich repeat extensin-like protein 2
Exons: 5
Coding region: 570-2609 (679 amino acids)
Biological process (GO): regulation of transcription by RNA polymerase II
Cellular component (GO): nucleus
Molecular function (GO): DNA binding; protein binding
Source: RefSeq, a predicted model, not a curated record